Molecule: messenger RNA, 1494 nt
Organism: Aethina tumida (small hive beetle)
Lineage: Eukaryota; Metazoa; Arthropoda; Insecta; Coleoptera; Nitidulidae
Product: probable pyruvate dehydrogenase E1 component subunit alpha, mitochondrial
Exons: 7
Coding region: 252-1421 (389 amino acids)
Biological process (GO): pyruvate decarboxylation to acetyl-CoA
Cellular component (GO): intracellular membrane-bounded organelle
Molecular function (GO): pyruvate dehydrogenase (acetyl-transferring) activity
Source: RefSeq, a predicted model, not a curated record
CCAAAUAAUACAUUAAACGCGCAUGCCGUAAGAUACCGAAUGACCUUCCUGUCGCCACAAAAUCAUUUGAAAGUCGGGUUAGAUAAUUGUUCUUCUGGGUGGAUUUUGGCAAAGAUUCUAGUCAAUUACUAUCGAAAUGUUGCCCUCGUGUGUUAGAACCGUAUAUUAAAGUUUUUGGAGUUGAUUUAUUGCUCCACAUUCGUGUUUCACUGGCAUAUUUUUCGAAAAUAACUACAUUAAAGUACUAAAUCAUGGCUAAGACUGGUGCGCGGGGUUUGAUUAAUAAAGCUUUGGGCAUCCUAUCAAAGAAUAGCUAUGCUACUGAAGCCACAUUUGAAACUAAGCCAUACCGUCUCCACAAGCUAGAAGAAUCACCAGCAACAACAGUAUCAUUAAGUAAAGAAGAUGCCCUUACCUAUUACACACAAUUACAUACCAUCAGAAGGAUGGAAACAUCAGCAGGAAAUUUGUAUAAAGAAAAGAUUAUUAGAGGAUUUUGUCAUCUUUAUUCUGGACAGGAAGCUGUAGCGGUCGGUAUUAAGGCAGCUUUGAGACCCCACGACGCCGUAAUCACCGCCUACAGAGCGCACGGUUGGACCUACCUGAUGGGAGUGCCCCCGUUGGGCGUACUCGCCGAACUUACCGGUAGACAGAGCGGUUGUUCCAGAGGCAAGGGCGGCUCUAUGCACAUGUACACCAAGAACUUUUACGGCGGCAACGGUAUCGUGGGCGCUCAGGUGCCUCUGGGCGCCGGCAUUGCGCUGGCCGCCAAAUACAAGGGCACCGACGGUGUCUGCGUGACCCUCUACGGUGACGGAGCCGCCAAUCAGGGUCAAGCCUUCGAGGCUUACAAUAUCGCCAAGCUGUUGGACAUCCCGGCCAUUUUCGUUUGCGAGAACAACGGCUACGGUAUGGGCACCAGCGCCGAGAGAGCGUCCGCCAACACCGCCUACUACACCAGAGGUGACUACAUUCCUGGCAUUUGGGUGGAUGGUAUGGACGUCUUGGCGGUCAGGGAGGCCGCGAGGUACGCUGUUAACCACUGUGCCACUGGCAAAGGGCCAAUUUUGCUUGAGUGUGCCACCUACAGAUACUCUGGACAUUCCAUGUCUGAUCCCGGCACGAGUUAUCGUACCAGAGACGAAAUUCAAGAAGUUAGGCAGACAAGAGAUCCAAUUACAUCUUUCAAAGAAAAGAUCACAUCUUCCAAUUUGGUAUCUGCUGAUGAACUUAAGAAACUGGAAGGAGAAAUCAGAGCGACCGUCGACGAUGCGACUAAAAAGGCGAAGGCAGACAAAGAAAUCGGUUUGGACGAAUUAACAGCCGACGUUUGUGCUGAAUUUUUAGAGGGUCCCAUCCGUAACAUCGACAUAUUUUCACCGCUCCAGCACAAAAACAUUGGGCCUGCAAUAAAUAAGUAAAAACCCCUCAUUAAUAUUAAGUAUGCAUUUUUAAACUGUACAAAGGAAAUAAAUAAACGAUAUUAAAUGUUAA